UGUAUAGUAUAUGCUAGCAAACGCGACCGAAGGCAGCUGGGACUGCUGAGAGCCAAGUGGAUAUCGUAAACACUAUACGUAUACCUAUAUAUAUGCUCCAAGUCGGAGCUUGAAGCAUCAGCAGAAGUAGCAGCAGCCCUAGCCAGCAGUGUGCGAAAAAAUGGCGUCGAAAGGACAACGAUGGGUGGUCGACUCCGGAAUUCUGCGAAAAAAGACUGGAGAAGAGGAGCCGCAGGAGCUUCUAGUCUUCGGUUACAGCUGCAAAUUGUUUCGGGAUGACGAGAAGGCGAAAUUGAUUGAUCAGGGCAAACAUUUGAUACCGUGGAUGGGCGAUAGCACACUGAAGAUAGACAGGUCCGUUUCCCCCUAACCUCAAAACAAAUCACACGAAAACAAUAAUCACAUCUAAUAGUAUAUUAUCCUUAAUUUCAACUUGUGCUCGUAUAACAGUUUCGCUCAGGCGAGCGAAGCAAAUACGAUGUUUCAUUGACUUGUUUCAAUUAGCCAGCUAUCGCACAGAGAGAUACAAUAUUAUGUCUCUUCCCUCGAUUCUUUACUUAUGCUCAGGGAAGGUGUAAGCAAUCUGGAGACUGUUUAAGGCUUUCAGCAGGUGCAGAUGUAUUGCUCCGACGUGUAUCUAAAUCCACUGCCCACUGUCAGAUGGCUUGUAGUAGCUGGAGAGCCUUCAGAGACUGCAGAAAGAUAUGAUGGCCGAGGAGCUCUGGGAGAUCUGCGGAUUUAUGAACCACCACCAGGUGGUAUUGACUAUCGGACCAUCCUGACCGAAGAUGAAUACAAAGUGGAACAAGUCUGUGAUGAGGAAAGGUACAGAUCUCUCUACAACAACGAUGCUGAAGAGACUUUGUACCAUGAAGAGGAAAUCAAAAGGCUGCAUCAAGCUCUCGACUCUGAAGGAUCAUAUAGUCAAGUUGGAUUUAACUAUGACGAUGAGAAAAAGUCUGGCGAAGACUCGCAAAGUCCAAAACAGUCAGAAGGAUCGCAUGAAGAGGAUGAAGCAUUUGUACCUGAGCCUGCAUUGGAAAUUCCAGAAAACAUGACUGUUCCUGAAACGCAAAAACUCAAUGCAAUCAUUAUCAAAACUGCAUUAUUUAUUAGUCGUCAAGGCAGUCAAAUGGAAAUUCUCAUAAAGGCAAAGCAGGCAAACAAUCCACAAUUUUCAUUUUUGUCUAUUGAUGGAGAGCUACACCCGUAUUAUAAGCACGUCUUAGGGGCUAUAAAAUCUGGGAAAUACAAUCCAGAAAAACAACCUGAAAAGGAAGAAUCUGAGCCGGAAUCGGAAUCAGAGGAGGAUGAUGAACCCUAUCUCCAUCCGAGUCUUGCAUCAUCUCUUAAGGUUGAAGCGGCUCCCAGUAUUCCAAGCAUCAAUUACAAACCAUCGGCAGACUGUGCAUAUUCCAUGUUGGUAAAUAAAAUCACUGGGAAACCUCCAGCUUCAAAACUUCAACAACAACAACAGCAGCAGCAGCAGCAACAACCUCCUCCACCACAGGAAGUCAUACCUCCGCCACCAAUGCCACCAAUUGGAUUUUAUCAUGCAAUGCCAUCAAAUUUUCCACCGUUCCCCCCGCCUCCUCAACAGUAUGCUCACGGCCCUGUUCUCUACGGAGUGAACGGUAAUGCUAUAACACCACCCAUGCCACAAAUUGGACCUGUGGCACCGUCACCACCUGCUACUAAUGCUGUACAAACUCCACAAAAGGAGCCAGCGCCGCUUGUUCCUUACGGACCUACGCCACCUAAACCUCUCAGUAGACCUUCGUUUAUCGUGCCACCGGCUGACAUACAGAUCAUCAUUGAUAAAAUGGCGAGUUACGUGGCUAAGAAUGGGCGCGAUUUCGAAGCUAUUGUGAAAAACAAGGGUGAUCCUCGGUUUAGUUUUCUCGAGUUGUCGCAUCAAUACCAUGGAUAUUACGCACACAAACUCACAAUGUACGAGGGAGCCAUUAAUCCUCGAGUACUUACAGAGGAGGAGUUGUUGCAGAAACAAGAAUUACAGGAAGAAAAGCAAAAAAAGUUGGAGGAACUUCAGAAAAAACAGCAAAGAAUGGAAGAAGUACAAAAGAGAGUUAAAAUGAUCCAAGCUAAGAAAAUGAGCGAAAGCAGUACGAGACAAAGUCCUAGUAAACAAGUCACUACAGUAUCGUUUUCUAUUAAAAAACCCAAGGAAGGAGAGGGUAACGUCAUAGAAAAAAGAAAUGCAUUACCUUUAGAGGAGAGCGAUGACGAAACUAGCGAUGAUAAAAAGGAAACGAAUACUAAACCUGAAUCUCCGGUUCCCAUAAAAGAAGAAGUACCACUGUCUCCUAAAGCAGAAAAAGAGCCGAUAAUUUUAGAAAAACCAGCAGCGGAAAGGAUCAUGCCAGACCGUCCUAUAUCAGAACGACUUGCAAUGGCCAAGUCUUCUUCGGAACGGUCUUGCAAAUCCAGAUCAACAAUGGAAAAGCCUUUAUCAGAAAAGUUAUUAGAGAGCAAAAGAUCUGCAAAAUCACAAUCUACACACGUUCCAGUUAGCGAUUUCGUUGACCUCACUGAUGACAUUUUUGAAGAUUGUCAGAAGGAAAUUCGCGAAAAACAGACCGAUGACAAGCUCAGAGAUCGAAUGUUAGUAUCAGCUCAAAAAAAAUUGGCUGUUUCAAGAGAAAAGCAACUUCAGAUGGAAAGACGAAAAAAAGCUGCAAUGUUUUUAAGCCAGAUCCAAGCUCCCACCAUAGUUAAACCCGAAAUACCAGUGAUUAGUAUAACAAAGGAAGAGCCACCACAACCACCGCCCUCAUAUUCUCCGCCUACGAGGGAAGAUAUUGAAAUUGAAGAAUUACGAAUAAAUACCAAUUCUUUAAUGAGUAGAUUAAGAGGAGUAGACGCAUCUAAUAAAAGGUCGAGACGGUCUAGAAGCCGGAGUCCCAGCUAUGCUGAUCGACACAGAAGUCACAAGAAACACAAAAAGAAAAAAUCUACUCACAGAAGCAGUUACCGCGAAAGCGUUAGCAGUUCCCGAUCCCACAAAACGAAAAAAAGUAAAAAGUCUUCAUCCAAGCACCGAUCACGAUCACGAUCACGAAGUCCUCACAGGCAUCACACUUCUUCGCGACAUCGACGGGAAAGUAGUUCUAGUGAUUCGAAUUCUAGUUCAUCGUAAAACAUUUUCGUGAAAUGAUGAACGAAUCAUGUGAAUUCGUAUGUAAAUAUGAAGAAUGUACAUUUUUUUCAAGGAUUUAAACCCUUUUGCGAUAUGAAAUAAAGACUUGAUAUUUUGAGAGCAUUUUACUAUAAGGAUCUUAUUUUUCCUUUUGAUUUCAAUGUUAUCGUUAAAUUUUAAUUAUUUGUAAAUUAGAAUUUGUACAAAGAAAAAAGAUGAUAAUGAAUAAAAAUGUAUUUUUGUUAAAAUUUA
Messenger RNA from Nasonia vitripennis (jewel wasp), 3409 nucleotides. RefSeq names its product splicing factor, suppressor of white-apricot homolog (gene su(w[a])). The record is from RefSeq and is a predicted model, not a curated record. Gene Ontology annotation, molecular function: RNA binding. Bases 617 to 3157 code for a protein of 846 amino acids. Gene Ontology annotation, biological process: mRNA 5'-splice site recognition; RNA processing. The transcript has 8 exons. NCBI's taxonomy places the organism in Eukaryota, Metazoa, Arthropoda, Insecta, Hymenoptera, Pteromalidae.